Messenger RNA from Oikopleura dioica, 753 nucleotides. The record is from the annotation of a GenBank genome assembly. NCBI's taxonomy places the organism in Eukaryota, Metazoa, Chordata, Appendicularia, Copelata, Oikopleuridae.
AUGCAAUCUGCCGAAGCAAUCAGGCUACAAAAACAGAUCUCCAAGAACGAGUGUCGCAUUUGCACUCUCGGACUAAUCGGGCUCAUCAUCUUGGCAUGCGUUGGUUUUGCGAUCUACGUCCUUAUCAUAUCGGAGAUGCAGCAACAGCAGGAGAUUCAAGACCUCAAGGAUGAGGCAUUCAAACUCGAAGGAGCAUGGGGACGGAUGAAACUCCGCUACAAUAUUCACGGUAAUUCGGGCAACAUGAACAGAAACAAACCUUACGAGCAGCAACUACGAGAGAGGCAAUAUGAAGAGCAUCUUCUCAAAAUUCCGGCGAUUUUAGCUGGAAAGCAUAAAAUCAAAUUUUUUGAUGACUCUGACGAGGAGGACGAGUGUGAUUCGGACUGGUCUUCUUCAGACUCUGGCUCGGACGUGCCCGACUAUGAAAAGUACUUUGGUCCGUUCCCAAGCUCUCCUGGAGAACCUUCAUCAUCAAAGACAACCCAUGAGAAGCCUUCCGUGAAAAAUGAGCCGCCAAAACCCACUCUACCAACAGAGGUCGCUUCCGAAGCAGAUAAACGUCCUCCUCCUCCAGCAAAAAUGGUCUUGCGAUCAUCUACAAAACGUAAUCACAAUCAGACAGCUGGGAGCGAAAAGAAUGAAAGUAAAAAGAAGUGCAAGAUGCUCUUCUCCACCGAUCCACAGAAAAAGAAACGCAAAACAACAACAAAAAGACAACAACGAGCCAACAACACCGAUCGCUUCCUCUAA